Molecule: messenger RNA, 922 nt
Organism: Ceratina calcarata
Lineage: Eukaryota; Metazoa; Arthropoda; Insecta; Hymenoptera; Apidae
Exons: 2
Coding region: 271-642 (123 amino acids)
Source: RefSeq, a predicted model, not a curated record
CUUGCGAUCAUGCAAUCCACUUAUGGGAAGCGUUCCGGGUGCAUCACCAUGACUGCUGGUCACUUGUGUGGUCGAGGCACAUUCGUGUAUCGGACCAAUUUUAUGGGGUGCGCGACGGCAGUCUGCGUGGCGACGCUGUAGAUCGAUACGAACUGGGAACGAAGCUCUACUUGCUACGUCGCGCGUCGUUGUCCGACGAAACGAGAGCCACUUCGUCGACUUGACUCCGCCUCGAAAAAAUAACAAAGGGAUGGUAGCAUAGCGCCACGUAUGCUUUUGUCGAGACUAGACGCGCCCCUGUAUAAGCAACAGGGUCGUUUCGUUAAAAUAGCUACAGAAAAUGUUUCCAUUAUACCUGGGCGUGAUCCAUUCUUUUCAACACAGAAACGUUGUUUCCAUUUUCUAAUUUGUCACGAAUUUCGUAGUGACGAAACAUUGGCAAGUCCUCUAUUUCCCAAGUUAAAGGAAAUAGACAAAAGUUCUUAUACGGAAUUUGCACGGUUCAAGGAGGCACAUCUUUUGACCAUUUGGGUACCGGUUGUGACCAUCGGAAAAUACCCGAUUGGAAACAAACGUCCUUAUCCUACAUACGACGUCGGUUUGCUGGGAUCCAAGUCAGAACGCACCCAGGUCAAAAUGUAGACCCGACACAUCACAGAACCUCCUUGAUCAUCGAGACGUCGACAUCGGAACAGUUUUUUCGUUUCACGUAUUUAACUUCGACAAAUUCUGUUACAUUUCAGUUUCAAGCGAUAUUAAACUCCAAGUUUUUUCAAUCAAAUGUAUUAUAUUUAUUGCUUCAACCAACAUCAAGCAUUCCGACAUUUCUAUUUUUUUUUGGAUUACGUAGAACCGAACUAACAUUUCGUUUUAAUAAUCCGAUUAUUUGACGAUCAUGAAUUUUCAAAAAUCGUUCCAUCAA